This is a messenger RNA of Loa loa (African eye worm), 3564 nucleotides long. RefSeq lists its product as hypothetical. The coding region runs from base 1 to 3099 and encodes 1032 amino acids. Lineage: Eukaryota; Metazoa; Nematoda; Chromadorea; Rhabditida; Onchocercidae. Gene Ontology annotation, biological process: proteolysis. The transcript is spliced from 17 exons. The record is from RefSeq and is a predicted model, not a curated record. Gene Ontology annotation, molecular function: zinc ion binding; metallocarboxypeptidase activity.
AUGACAUUUUGGAUCUUAUUAUGGACAACAUGGAUUGCAUGGGUUGGUUCUGUUAUACUGAUCUCAGCCAUGGAUUGGGACGUCGAGAUUGUUGCUAGUCCAGAAGAAAUAAGUCUUUCUCAUCAUGGUCCGUUGUGGACCUACUUUGGUAAUGAAUCGGAGAAUGUCUCAAUCUUUCAUUCCCGUGAAUAUAUGCAGGAUCGCGUGGGCAAGUUCAAGGAUGUCAAUUCAGAAAGAAUUUUCAACCAUAAUUAUUCAUCUAUGACGGAUUGGCUGAAAGAAUAUGCUACGAAAUAUCCAAACAUAACAUGGUUAUAUUCAAUUGGUGAAAGUGUGAGGAACAAAACAUUAUGGGUAUUGGCUAUUUCAAGAACCCCCCGGAUUCAUAGGCUUGGUGUUCCAGAGAUCAAAUAUGUUGCGAAUAUGCAUGGAAACGAAGUUGUAGGCCGCGAAGUAAUGCUUUAUCUUAUUGCAUUAUUAUGUGAUAAUUAUGGAAAGAACUGGUACUUGACAAAUUUGAUAAAUAACAUGCGAAUUCAUAUAGUACCUUCAAUAAAUCCAGAUGGUUAUGAACUGGCUGAAGAAGGUGAUCGUUCUGGAUUUACUGGUCGUUCAAAUUAUCAUGGUAUCGACCUUAAUCGGAAUUUCCCAGCACGUUUUCCCUCUCAUCGAGAUAUAUCGGGAGGAAUGUUUCUUGAAAAAGAAACAAUAGCGGCAGUUAAAUGGUUCCGACAGUACCCAUUUGUCCUUUCUGCUAAUUUCCAUGGAGGUUCACUAGUAGCUAAUUAUCCAUUCGAUGAUUCAACUACAGGACAAGACAAUAUUUACUCACCGACUGUAGAUGAUCGUCUUUUCGUAGCUUUAGCAUAUUCCUAUGCUCGAGCACAUUCUAAUAUGUGGAAAACUGGCCGAAGAUGUGGAUUGAAUGUUAAUGGUGAUUUCUUUUUGAAUGGUAUUACAAAUGGUGCAUUGUGGUACCAUGUAGCUGGUGGAAUGCAAGAUUGGCAAUAUGUAAAUACAAAUUGCUUGGAAAUUACCAUCGAGAUGGGUUGUUACAAAUUUCCUCCAAAAAGUAUGUUGCCGCAACUGUGGGAUGAACACAAGUAUUCACUUCUUGCGUACAUGGAGUAUGUGCAUCGAGGAAUCAGAGGAUUCGUACUUGAUCAAAAAGGAUAUCCAGUCCAAAAUGCCGUAUUAUCGAUUAAUCGAGGAAAAAAUAUAACAACAACGAAUGAAGGCGAAUUCUGGCGAAUUCUGUUGCCUGGUACAUACACGGUAUCGGUUAGUCAUCGGAAAUACCUACCGCAAGUUUUCAAUAUAACCGUUGAUGAAGGAUCUGCGAAACUUGUCAAUGUCACACUGGAAGAGAAACUCUGCGGAGAAAGCACAGUUGAUAAUGUUCGUGUGAGAGGAGAAGGAGCAGUACGUAUUGCGAUAUUUGGUGUCGAUUUAUUGGGGAAGUCGAUCGUUCAAGAAUUAGCAAAUGCUACCUGCUUACCGGAGGAUUUGUUUGUUCAAAUACUUCGACAGUCUACCCUACAUUUACUCCCAUCAUUGUCAACAGAACAUAUUCUUUAUCUGAAGGAUCAGAAAUUGGAUGUUCUGUUAUUGUUUGGACAGGGAUUACCAAAAUUAACAUUAUUUAGCGCCGGAAUUAAUACUCCCAUUCAGUUCGAUCAAAAAAGAUUUGAUGACAGUUUAGUGAUUGCACUGAAUAAUAGAACCAUAAAUUGCGUUAAUCAUAUGAUGGAUAGGGCGGUUUCAUCGAUGGUUGAUACGUUAAAUAUGGCAAAAACAUUUCAACUAGGUGUUUCUUUGGGUUGUGACCUCAGUGAUCCAGAAUUAACACUCACUACUGUUGCCGCUGUUUUACAGAUUAUAACAAAUGUUUUUGUUGGUGUGAAAGAUCUUGUAACAGAAUAUCCGACGAUACCAUCCACUAAUUUGGCGGAUUACCCCUUAUCAGCAAAGAAGAACGAAACAACUAGUGCUUGCUUACAGUGUGUUGAAGAAGAGAAUUGUGCUUCGAUGAUCAGUAUUGGUUUGAUGAAAGCUAUAGUAUUUGGUAAUGGCCGUAUGCCAUACACUCUUGUAAUGGCUAUUGAACAGAAGACAUCAUCGAUGGUUUAUGAAUUUGCAACAGAUCUGUGUUCAGAAUCCUUGCAAAAUCGGAUUAUUCAUAAACUGCUGAAUACAUCAACGUUAAUUCUAAUUCCUAGCAUACCAUAUACACAGCUAUACUGUCAUGAUUAUACGUCAGUGAUGCAUUUUAAGCCAUUCAUUGAACAAGUUUUGAAUAUUUACCCUCUCGUCGAUUAUGCUAUACUUUUGGGUACAGGUGGGAUGAAAGUGCGCUAUAUUGAUGUUUCCAAUCUGGGAAGAGCGAAAGAUUUGGCAUUCAAUUACGUUUCACAGCAUUCACUAAUCAAACCAAAUGGAAAUGAAAUGUGUAGCAGAGAUAAUUUUAUGCCUGUAUCUACUGUAAGUGAACUGCACUGGCGUACGGUGGAAUGGCAAAAGGUACCGGAUAUUCUGCUUGUGGAGACAGCUUGCUGUUAUGAGGAAGGCGGACAUCUUUACGCUGAAAAUAAGGCCUCACUCAUAUCAACUCUUUCCAAGAGAGUACAAGGUUUAUCGGGUUCUAUCAAAGAAAUCUACGGCAGUCCCGUAAAGGCACCGGUUAAGUUAACAGUUGGCAGUUUUGUUUUUUAUACGAAACUCGAUGGUUAUUACUAUAUUUGGUUACCGCCUGGAGUUCAUACCAUUGAUGUAUACAAGGAGAGUUAUCAUCCGUACGCGUUUUCUGCCAAAAUUAUUUUAUCCGAACAGACGGUACACGACAUACUGUUGACAGAAUCUUCCUUCGCAUUUUCAUCAGUGUUCAAGAGAGAAAAUCUUUUUAUUUCAUUCACUGCAUUUUGCAUAUUGGUACUCGUUUUUAUUGGUCUAUACCGAUUAAGCGUUGUACAUAGAGGGAAAUCGAUAAAACGAUGGGGAGAUGGUUUUGAGCGUCUUCCUCUGAAUGAUUUUGAUACAAAUGCAUCCGAUGAUGAUAUUGUUCUUGAUUCGACCAAAUCAUUCCUUCACAGGCCUUAUUAAACUAUUAAGAUUUAUCACUUAAUUUAGUCAGGACGCACAAAGUGUGCUUUUUUUGCCUUGUUAACACUGCAUCUUUUUAUCACCUUUUUUAUUUCGAACUGUAAUUCUGUUUGUUCCAGAUUCUUUUGUGUUUAAUGUAUACUUAUACCGUGUUUACGCAUUUGUAAUCGUAUGUAUCAUUUUCUUGUGCCAAAGUGUUUUGAGUUUGCUGAUCACGGAACUAAAUUUAACCCAACUUAUAAGUCAAUACUUUUCCCUACUUUAACAAUAUGUUCAUUUCCCUCCAUGAUAUAUUUUUAAACAGAGCAGCAUUACAAGAAAAGUUCAAAUGUUUUUAAUAUAAACGUAAAUAUAUAUACAUUGUCGGGAAAACUCCGAAAAUUAUAAUGCAAAUUUUCUGCCGGAUUAUGGAAAUUAAAGCUACGUUCAAACAAAAUUUCCAUAAUAUCCAACAAACGAAAUCUU